This is a messenger RNA of Chenopodium quinoa (quinoa), 3102 nucleotides long. Its product is annotated as pentatricopeptide repeat-containing protein At5g12100, mitochondrial-like. The record is from RefSeq and is a predicted model, not a curated record. Bases 308 to 2392 code for a protein of 694 amino acids. Gene Ontology annotation, molecular function: protein binding. NCBI's taxonomy places the organism in Eukaryota, Viridiplantae, Streptophyta, Magnoliopsida, Caryophyllales, Amaranthaceae. The transcript has a single exon.
UCAUAGACGCUAGUUAGCUUAGUAAGAUUAUAACCCGAGAGGUUAUUCAAGAUCAAAUUCCGUCAAUAUCAUUCGAUUAUAAUUCGACCUCGCCCCAUGCCACCUCAUAAACCACCCUAAAACCCUCAGUCCAUUUCUCCAACAUCAAGAAAACACAACAACGGUGAAACAACUUCGUCUUCUCCUCCUCAAACCUCCACCAUUUUUAACCUCUAACCCUUCAAUACCACCCUCUUCAUUUUCUCUCUCCUCCCUUUCUUAACCUCCAACAGCCAUUAUAACACCCUCACCCACCUCCCAAAACGACAUGGAAAGGCAAGAAUUGUUGCGCAAACUCCGAGUUCUAAUCCUUCGAUCCCGAUUCGACUCAGUUAAAGAACUCAUCAAACCUCUCGUCAAUUCCAAAACCCUCUUUUCUUCUCCCUUAGAGCUUUGCGCCGCAUUUUCUCUCUCCAAUCCUUCUCUAAAAUGCUGUUUUUACAGUUUAGUUUUGUUCGCUUGUGCUGAUUCUAAGCUCCCAGAUGAAGCAAUGGGGUUACUUCAGAUUAUUAGAAAAGAUAGAGAUUUUCCUGCCAUUAAUGCUUUUAAUAAGUUGAUUGAUUGUUUGGUUUCUACCCAUCAAUUUGAUAAGGCUCUUGGUUUGUUUGAUGAUGCUUUGGAUUCCGGUUUUUGGGUCGAGAAAUUUGCAUUUGGGAAGGCGAUACAGUCUGCUGUGAAGCUUGGGGAAAUUGAGAGAGGUUUAGAGUUGUUAAAUUUGAUGAAGGAGAGAGGAAUUGGUGUUAAUGUGUUUAUUUACAAUGUUUUGAUUAAUGGGUUUUGUAAAGAAAAGAGGAUGAAGGAUGCACACCAAUUGUUUGAUGAAAUGUUUCAUAGAAAUUUGGUUCCGAGUCAGGUUACUUAUAAUACAUUGAUUGAUGGGUAUUGUAAGGUUGGGUGUUUGGAGGAUGCUUUUAGUUUGAAGGAAAGGAUGAAGGUGGAUAAUGUAGCUCCUAAUUUGGUUACCUUCAAUUCAUUGCUAAAUGGGUUGAGUAAGGCUCAUAGAAUGGAGAAAGCUGGUGGGGUAUUAGAGGAGAUGAAAUCACAUGGUAUCGUGCCAGACGGGUUUACUUGCACCAUUUUGUUUGAUGGGUAUUCGAAGUGCAGUGAUGCUGGUACAAUGUUGGUUAUAUUGGACAAUAUGGAGUCUUUUGGUUUGAGGCCUACGUUUGUUACUUUUAAUUCUCUGAUCAAGAAGUUCUGUGAAUCGGGAAACAUGGAGGAGGCGGAGAAAUGUUUGGAAAAUAUGAGCGAAAAGGGAGUUGCUCCCACUGUUGAGACGUAUAACAUUCUCAUUGAUGGUUAUGGUAGGAAUCAUAUGAUUGAAAAGAGUUUUGAGGUGUUGGGAACUAUGGAGAAUCGUGGUUUAAAACCGGAUGUAGUAACUUAUGGCGCUCUUAUAAAUAGUCUUUGCAAAGAGGGUAAGCUUCUUGAAGCUAAGGUUAUUAUGGAGGAUAUGGUGGUAAGAGGAAUUUCUCCCAAUGCACAGAUAUAUAAUAUGAUUAUUGCAGGUCAGUGCAAUGCAGGGAAGCUGCAGGCUGCCUUUGGGUUAUUUGAUGAGAUGUUGCGAAAGAAUGUAGAGCCAACAUUGGUUACUUAUAAUUCUCUUGUUAAUGGGUUAUGCAAGAAUGGGAAAUUACAGGAAGCUGAAGAUCUUCUUCCACAGAUUAUUGAAAAAGGCUUGGCUCCUGAUGUCAUCACUUAUAAUUCUCUGAUUCUCGGGUAUGUUGGAGCAGGAAAAAUCUUGAAAUCCAUAGUGUUGUAUGAUUCUAUGAAGAAAAAAGGCAUCAAACCAACCUUAAGCACCUAUCAUUCACUAAUUAGUGUUGGCAGCAAAGUAGGUUUGUUGCUAGUAAAUAAAAUUUAUGAAGAAAUGUUGGCUUUCAACCUGAAUCCUGAUAGAGUUGUAUAUAAUGCCCUUAUUUAUUCCAAUGUGGAGCAUGGAAACAUUGAAAAGGCGCUUUCUUUGCAUGAUGAGAUGACAAUCAAGGGAAUCGAGCUUGACAAGAUGACAUACAAUAGUUUGAUUUUGGGCCACUUAAGGAUGGGAGAACAGAAUAAGGUAUUAGACCUAAUCAAUGAUAUGAAGGCUAAAGAAAUUCUUCUAAAAGCUGAUACUUACACUAUACUAGUUGAUGGACACUGCAAACUGAAUGAUUUUGAUGGGGCAUAUGCUUGGUACCGAGAAAUGGUUGAUAAGGGUUUUCUCUUGGCUGUUAGCAAAUGUAAUGAGCUUGUAAGUGGCCUCAAAGAACGAGGAAGGAUAGAAGAGGUCCAAAUAAUCUGCUCGGAAAUGAGUGUGAAAGGGUUGGGUGAUUGUAGCGCCGAUGCAACUUUGUCUGCAGUUGCAAGCUGAUAAUUAUGGCAAGCUCGCUGUGCAGUCUGAAGAGCAUGUAAAGAAGUGUUUAUGAUUACGUUACCUGGAAAACCACUAACACAGGUACUCCAUUAUUUGUUUACUGAAAUUUGCUGUGCCUUGAAUCAAGGUGGUGAUUUGGAGUUCCUCAUGAUUUAAGAACCGCCUUUUUGGUUUGUCUGUACAUUAAAAUAUGUUGUUGAUCUAGAUUCUAAAGUCAGCUCUCCAUGCUCCUUUGAUGCAAGCAAGAUUUUGCUGUGUGGUCAUUGUGUAGUAUUUUGUAUAUCUGGAUGAUAUCGCCAAUUGUGACCUUCACACGCCAAUUGUGGUCUUCACACCGAUUGUCUGUUUAAUAAAGGACACGGACCCUGAUAUUUGUAUCAUUUCAAAUAACUCUGCUGAUCAGGCUGAUAGUCAACAAACGCAUUCAACAUUAAGGAUACUGCAACAGAAUGAAAACGGAGUUACAGAAAUAUUGUCAGUGUAAGCCUCCAUAAGUGCUAAUACUGGUGCUAAGAACCUUUGGAUUUUCAAGGGAUUUGUACUUUGAAGCUCAUGUAAAAUGUAAAUUGUAAAUUGAUUAUAUUUAUACCAAUGUCUAUAAUUUACCCUGCCCCAACAAAGAGAUCUGUAAUCUUUGUAAUUUUUCCGGAGAUAUCGAUGUCAAGUUCUCAAUAAGAUUCACUUUGCAGCAAAGAACGGAACCAGAG